AUGUCGGUGUCACUACCCUCUGACCUGAGGAUAGUUCUGGUGGGGAAGACUGGAGCAGGAAAGAGUGCAACAGGAAACACCAUCCUGGGAGGAAAUGUGUUUAAAGCAGAGGCCUCCCCAAAGUCUGUGACCAAACACUGUACGAAAGGUGAAAGGAAUGUUGCAGGAACAAAGGUAACAGUAAUUGACACCCCAGGCCUCUUUGAUACAACACUGUCUGAAAAGGAGAUGAAGAGGGAAAUGGAUGAGUGUAUUAAGAUGUCAGUCCCAGGACCCCAUGUGUUCCUGCUGGUGAUCAGGCUGGAUAGACACACAGAGGAGGAGAGGAACACUGUGAAGUGGAUCCAGGAGAACUUUGGAGCAGACGCUUCACCCUUCACAAUCUUACUGUUCACUCGGCCGGAUCAGCUGGAGGGCAAACCAGUGAUGACAUUCCUGACAGAGAGUGAUGAGCUUCAGAAAGUCAUCAAUGUCUGUGAGAACAGGUUUCAUGUCUUUAACAAUAGAGAGAGGGAGGACCGUACUCAGGUCACAGAGCUGCUGCAGAAGAUAGGGAAGAUGGUGGAGAAGAAUAGAGGACAACACUACACCAGUGAGAUAUACGAAGAGUCUCAGAAUAAGAUAAAAGAGGAGGAG
This is a messenger RNA of Salvelinus namaycush (lake trout), 636 nucleotides long. Its product is annotated as GTPase IMAP family member 7-like. The transcript has 2 exons. The annotation marks the transcript as partial. NCBI's taxonomy places the organism in Eukaryota, Metazoa, Chordata, Actinopteri, Salmoniformes, Salmonidae. The record is from RefSeq and is a predicted model, not a curated record. Gene Ontology annotation, molecular function: GTP binding.